Molecule: messenger RNA, 4141 nt
Organism: Stegostoma tigrinum
Lineage: Eukaryota; Metazoa; Chordata; Chondrichthyes; Orectolobiformes; Stegostomatidae
Product: Krueppel-like factor 9
Exons: 2
Coding region: 127-915 (262 amino acids)
Biological process (GO): regulation of transcription by RNA polymerase II
Molecular function (GO): RNA polymerase II cis-regulatory region sequence-specific DNA binding; DNA-binding transcription factor activity, RNA polymerase II-specific
Source: RefSeq, a predicted model, not a curated record
UAUUCAUCAGUUCCUAGGGGAGGGAGGGAAGUAGGUAGGUAGGUAGGUGGGUGUGUAGGGAGAUCCCAAUUUUUUUCACACACACACACACACACAACAGAGACUGGCUAUCCCCCAUCCCUGGCUAUGUCUGCUUUCGCCUGUCGCGACUAUUUCGCCGCUGAGUGCCUCAUGUCCAUCUCCAGCGGGGCGGUGGUACACCGCUCGCCGGUCAAAGACGAGGAAAGUUCCCGGGAGGACAAAGAAGUCAGCGACACGCUGAAGGAGGGAGGUGGAGGAGGAGGAGGUGGUGGUGCUGGUGGAGGUAACCUGCUGCUGGUAGCCAGUAUUCUGACCGACCUGCAGAAAUCCCGGCCCAUGUCGUCCAACUCGGAGAGCAGCAACUCCUCCUCGUCGUCGGGGGAGAGCUUGGAGAGCGGCUACACCACCCUGUCCGAGGGUCCCGGCACCCCGACCCUCGGCACCGCCAACUCUACGCCGGAGAAGCGGAAAAGCAGGCGGUCGGACAAGUGUGCGGUGAAGAAGCAUCAGUGCUACUUCACUGGCUGCGGCAAAGUAUACGGCAAAUCGUCCCAUCUGAAAGCGCACAUGAGAACUCACACAGGGGAGCGACCAUUUCCUUGCACCUGGCCACAGUGUUUGAAGAAGUUUGCCCGCUCAGAUGAGCUGGCUCGACAUUAUCGUACCCACACUGGUGAGAAGAAAUUCAAGUGCCCGAUGUGCGAAAAGAGGUUUAUGCGCAGUGACCACUUGAUGAAGCAUGCUCGGCGACACCCUGACUUCAAGCCCAGCAUGAUCAUCAAACCCCACAGCAGAAGUGCAUCACCCCCCAAAAUGCUGGCACCCACCUUCCACAGCCUGGCAACCUCUUGCAUCGUCAGUUCUCCUAAUCCUGCUGGCCCUGUGCUCAAUUAAACUGGAGGGGGCUUUAGAAAAACAUUUUGUACCAAAAGUCUUGUUUAAACUGAGAGUUUAUAUUCCACCCUCUAAACAUGUGUGGACUGUGCUUGUACAUCUUUGCUUUCAAACCAUUCCACCUUUGCAGAUUAAUGUUAUGGAAGUCUUUUGUCACUUGUGUUGUUUUUGCACACACACUGACUGUAGCCAGCAACUGAAGUUCAGUCACUAUCUGGAUUGGUAUCAGCAUGAAAUAGUGAGAGUUGUGAACAGUCAUAAGGUCCCAGUUAUUAUCUGAUCUAGUUGACCUGAUGCCUGUUUUUAUUUUUGAACUUUUAACUUAUUACAAAAGCUCCAUUCAGGCUUUGGAGUAUACUGAAGGGAAACCAUUGUUUAGUCAUCCAGACAAAAAAUUAUCUAUUUUAGUAGCUCUCACUUUUAAAUAAAAGUAGUCCUACGGACUGAACCGCAGCUUCACAAAUAAAUGAACCAGCCACACAAUGCUCCACUUUGUGCUCAGUGGUGACAUGAAGCUUGCUAACAUUUUUUGUAUAAGAAACGCAGACUAUACUUCAGAGCAAUUUAUCUGAAACAAGGAGAGUAAAUAUGAAAUUGCAGUUUCACAGAUUUAAUGCCAUGAUCAAAAAAUAUUUAAAAACUGUAAGAAACUAAUUUUGCCCUGUUUCUUCAAUUCACAGUUGGCUAUGUGAUUUUUAUGGCUCAGUUUAACUCAGUUGGACACAUCCCUUCCCUAGAGAGUUCUCAUUGGGGUUUAACUCAGGGACUGAAUUACUGUAAAUUGCAGUAUUCCGACAUUGAUUUGCAGUUACUUAAUUGAUCUGUCUCAGGGCUACAGAGGAUCUUGCCAUGUCACCAAAGCAGACUCAGCACUGCAAUUAUGACCACUGUUUUACAUCUUUCAGAAUCUUCAAUUUCUUUGUGGUGGUGUGUGGGAGGAAGGUCACUGUUUUGUUCAGUGGCCAUGCUGAAAUGUGUCUGCUGGUAAUGGUGGCAGUCCAACUGCUGGUGUAAGACCCUUGCGUGAUGUGUGCUAGUUGGAUGCAACAAGUAUGUUAUUGAAAUUACUACCUUCUGGUUUACACCUCAGUUUAACGUCUGCUUCUGAGAGUUAUGAUUGCAUAGGCUGUACUAUUCAAAUGUAAACAUUGGUUCAAUCUGACUUUACAUGAGAUCACUCUUUUUUGCAAAUGAAAUAUGUGCCAGGUCUUAAAUGAGCAUGGUGAAAAUCAAGCUUCUAGCAUGGUGUCUAUGCUGGCAAAGGUCUCCCUCUGGCCUAACAUUACCCUGACCUGGAUUACUAGCAAAAGUGUACCCAGCAGUACUUUGUAUUGCUGCUCACUGGAGAACAGUUCCCAACUUGGGACCACUUUUUUUUAAAAUGGGAGACUGUCUCAUGGUGAAGUUGAUAAAAGGAACAUUUUGUUACACUGUCCAUUGGAAUUCUAGAACCGAUAUUACGAACUGUCUGCAUUGGAGCUACAGACAAUUCAGGACACUUAAUGAGUUAUUUUCAGAACUCUGUUGGCCAGUAGUGACAAUUGUACAAGGUGUCUUACACAUGAAGCAAGGUGCAUAGCCAAAGGUUUCAAUCAGGUUUAUUGAAAGGUGAUGGCAUUACCUGCUCAAGUCAUCUGUGUGCAAAAAUGAUAUAGCUGUGGGGUUGUGUGUGUGUGUGUGUACUGACUUUGUCUAAGUGCUCCUAUAUAUGGUAUUUUUGUAAUGUUUCUACUCAGGGGGCUGUGUUGCUGAUGCAUGCAUUUCACCAUACCAGUGUGGAGCUUGUGUGUAUCUAGGGUUAUACCUAUUCAGUGUGUGAAAUUGGAACGGCAUUGUUCCUAGUAAGUUGCUUAUGGUAAGCUGUUGACCAGUUACCAGAAGGGAAUAUUCUUUAUCUUUGAAGUGUUCUACUCAAUUAAAAUUGCUCGCUGUGUGUUUGGGGGGUAAAAAUGAUAAAUAUAACUUUAAAAAAUAAUGUAAAUAUUUGUGAAAGGCAUGUUUUUAAAGUAGUGAUUUAAAUUUACACUAAUGACUAUUUUACUAUAAAUAGCUUGUGCACUAAUGCACACCUCAAGUUGUGUUUCAGGAAUUCAAGCGUAUACUGUAAUUCAUUAAAAAGUCCCUAUUUCAGUUAUCCAGAGGGGAAGUGACGAACAGUGUUUUGAUUUGAAACUCCAUUGGCAGCUGUAUUCUCCCUUCUGAUGUACUCUCUUUUGUUGUAUUCUCAAGGCAAGUCAAACUUGUGACUUCCCAUGAGUUACCUGUUUAGCUUCAGCUUUUUUAAAAAAAUUACUAGUACAGGGUGCUGAUGGUGGACAUGAUCCUGUUGUUUUUUACUUUUUUUGUCUUGAUAUAAUCAGUGGGUGUCUGCAAUACAAGGUGUUAUAGAUUUAAUAUAAUCAUGAAUUUAGAAUUCUUUCAUGUAUCAAAAAAGGAAGGAAGAAAAUAAAAAUAUCAUUAAUAUAUUGAAUGACUUUUUUUCAAUUGGUUGAAAUUCCCCUCAAUGGUGGAGUGACAUGCUAACAAAAACACAAUAUUUGUUUUAAAACACUCCAAUAUUUGUGAACACAGUUUUAAUAAUCAAAUCAAAUCCACUUUGAAAGAUAAAUUCAUUCCCUUGUGUCUCACUCUUUUUUAAUAUUGCCACAGUGAUACCAAGGUUAGUAUUUAGCCUUUGCUGCAUCUGGAUAUUUUGGGCACCAAAGAGAGGUGCUCACUUGCUAUUAUGUCUGUGGUAUUGUUCAGUAUAUCUAAAUAAGGUCAUAAUUGCUGCACAGCAAGUUUACGGUGACAAGUGACAAAGGUUAUGGAAUCUGAUUCACAACAUGCAGACAGAAUGCAAAAGACCAUUCAGCCACUAAUGUUCGUCUGUCUAGUGUUGCUAGUUUCAUGUCACCUGUUUCUAAAAUUUAUAAAAUUAACUUUUUUAAUAAAACUCCAAUGGAACAUUAAUUGUUUAUUGAUUUUAUUCACAAGUAAUUUUGUUGCCAUCUUUUUUUUAGUAAAAUUCAUAGGGAAUUUUAUGGUUCCAUUAGCAUUAGUGAAAGCAGCCCCAAGGUAUUUGAGUUGCAUUUUCAGUGUCUUGAAACACUUCAUAUCAGGGUGCCUUAUGACUUGGGCAUUGCUUAAGCAAGAGAAGUUCUAAUGUUCCCAGUGAUUAGCAGAUCUGUGAUGCUGGUGGUAAUCUGGGUUACUUUUCAGUUUGAGACUCCUCUCUCUCUCUCUC